AUGACCCUUCCAGGUCUGCCCCAGCAGAGGGACAGCAGAGAUGGUCACAUCAAAGCUGUGGGCCCCGCAGAUGUUAUUCGCAAUCAGUUUUCAGGAGCAACUUUUGAAAGAGUAAUUGACUGUUCCGGGAAGUGUGUGUUACCAGGCCUGGUAGAUGCACAUACACACCCAGUGUGGGCUGGUGAUAGGGUACAUGAGUUUGCAAUGAAGCUGGCAGGUGCAUCCUAUAUGGAGAUCCACCAGGCUGGGGGAGGAAUACAUUUUACUGUGGAACACACUCGGGAAGCCACAGAGGAAGAGCUGUUCACCACCUUCAAACACCGCCUGGAGCGCAUGCUCAGAGCAGGAUCCACGCUGGUUGAGUGCAAGAGUGGAUAUGGCUUAAACCUGGAAACUGAGCUUAAAAUGCUCCGGGUGAUUGAACGCGCUAAGCAGUCCAUGGAUGUUGGCAUUUCAUCAACGUACUGUGGAGCCCAUUCUGUGCCGAAAGGGAAAACUGCUGCUGAAGCCACAGAUGACAUUAUCAAUAACCAUCUCCCUAGGCUGAAAGAACUCAAACUAAGUGGUGAAAUACAUGUUAACAAUAUAGAUGUGUUCUGUGAGAAGGGAGUCUUUGAUCUGGAGUCUACUAGGAGAAUUCUUCAAGCUGGAAAAGAUAUAGGGUUACAGAUUAACUUCCAUGGAGAUGAACUCCAUCCAAUGAAAUCUGCUGAGCUUGGAGCUGAACUAGGAGCCCGAGCUAUCAGCCACCUGGAAGAAGUUAGUGAUGAAGGGAUCACAGCAAUGGCAAGAGCUAAGUGUGCUGCUGUCCUUUUACCAACAACUGCCUACAUGCUAAGACUGAAGCAACCUCGAGCUAGAAAAAUGUUAGAAGAAGGAGUUAUAGUUGCUCUUGGCAGUGACUUCAAUCCUAAUGCAUACUGUUUUUCAAUGCCCAUGGUGAUGCAUCUGGCCUGUGUAAACAUGAAGAUGUCUAUGAAUGAAGCACUAGCAGCCGCCACCAUUAAUGCUGCUUAUGCUCUGGGAAAAUCAGACACACAUGGCUCCAUAGAGACUGGCAAGCAGGGGGAUCUAGUGAUCAUCAAUUCAUCAAGGUGGGAGCACUUGAUUUACCAGUUUGGGGGACAUGAAGCAUUGAUCGACUAUGUUAUAGUUAAAGGAAAAGUCGUCUAUCAAAAUGAGAGGUGUGGAACAAUUAGCAGUUACUGA
This is a messenger RNA of Chaetura pelagica (chimney swift), 1209 nucleotides long. RefSeq names its product probable imidazolonepropionase. The transcript has 9 exons. Gene Ontology annotation, cellular component: cytoplasm. Gene Ontology annotation, molecular function: imidazolonepropionase activity. The coding region runs from base 1 to 1209 and encodes 402 amino acids. The record is from RefSeq and is a predicted model, not a curated record. NCBI's taxonomy places the organism in Eukaryota, Metazoa, Chordata, Aves, Apodiformes, Apodidae.